Cephus cinctus (wheat stem sawfly) is the source of this 1905-nucleotide messenger RNA. RefSeq names its product cilia- and flagella-associated protein 45. The transcript is spliced from 7 exons. The record is from RefSeq and is a predicted model, not a curated record. NCBI's taxonomy places the organism in Eukaryota, Metazoa, Arthropoda, Insecta, Hymenoptera, Cephidae. The coding region runs from base 211 to 1794 and encodes 527 amino acids.
GGCACAUCGCAGGAAGCACGAGUCUUCUUUCGAGAAAGUUGCUUUAAACGUGAAGAUCGUCAGUACCGUGGAAUUUUGCUGGGUUUUAACGCGAGGAGAUUCGUUAUUGAAGAUUGGCAGGAGUUCUUUUUGCAGUUGGUCGAACUCCGUGAAUGCGGCAGACUCGGCACAUAAACGAAGAAAUGUUUAAUUGAGAUCUCGAAAAAAAAAAUGUCAAAAACCGUAGAACCUGUUGUUAUCGUGCGAAAGGAGAUUCGGAUUCCUCCUGGCUCGAAAUACUCUCCUGGUGUUUACACGAUUCACGGGCCGCAAAAGUGCAAUCAUACGCUACGAAAGCGGCCUAUCCACCUCAAGAAAUGUACAGCUUACGACGAUAAAGAGGUAGUGAAGGUUCAGGAACGCAACGGUGUGCGAAAAUAUGUCGUUCCAUCGCAAGAACCUUCCGUCUAUCCGAAAAUCAUGAGUAAGAAGGAAUUCGAGUAUUUUGAGAAACAGGGCUACAACGUACCGAAGGAGGAACUGGACAAAGCGAUAGCGGCGGCUGAGAAAGAGAAGGAACGCUUGACGAAGGAAAGCAUGGCGCGUAAAGAGGCAAUGCGAAAGAUGGAUAUGAAAAGGGGACCCAAAGGAGCAAAGUUAGACGAGAUUGAGGCAGAAGCGCGCAAGAGGACUAUACAUUUACUGGAGAGAGCUUAUAAUUUGAAGAUCGAGCAGGAGGAGGAAAUCCAGAAGUGCAACAGGUUAAUCCUGGAGACGAAGUGUCGUGCCAUCAGAGACGCUCAGAUCGCAGAGAAGAAGCUCAUCGAGAAGGAACUCGCCGACGAGGAGAAGCGACUGAACGAGAUGAUGGAGAAUGAGAGGAGAUGGGCAAUCAAGUUGGAAGAAGAGAAAGAAAAGGAGGAAGCUGCAAAGCGAAGUCAAUUUGCAAAAGUCUUGAAGGAACAGAUUGAGGAGAACGAAGGUCAGAGGAUCUUGGAUUUCGAGAGGAAACAGGAGGAAAGUCGACUGAUUAACCUCAAGAAUAUAGCUUGGCAACAAGAGGAGAUGAUGAAACUGCAGAAUAAGGAGGCGGAGAACAGUCGGAUCAGGCAGGAGCUAGCUGAAGGGAACGAGCAACUGAAGCACUUCAAGGACAUGGAACGAGAAGAGAGCAGGAUAAUCGAAUUGAGGAUACAAGAGUUUCAGAGAGAGAAACAGGAGAGGGAAAGAAAGAUCGCCGAAGAACAGAGAUUGGCAACUUUGCGAAAAGAGCGCGAGAAAGAGACGGUCGCUGCUCAGGCGCAGCAAGCUCAGGAUCUUCAGGCGCAGAUCGAUGAGCUGAACGCAGCGCGGGUGCAGGAGCAAGUGGAACGAGAAUGGAGGCAAAAGGAAAAAGAGGAAGCUCUAAAAAGAGCCGAAACGCAGAAAACACUGAAGCUGGCCAGGGAAGAGCAAAUUCAUAACAAGAGGAUUAUGCAGGCAAUGGAAAUAGAACAGGAGAGGCGGGAAUUCGCUAGAAUUCUCAAGGUUCAAAAGGAGGCCUUCUGCUCGGAGAUGAAGGAACGCGAGAAAAAAGAAAAGGAGGCUGCGAAGCAUCGAAGCGAGAUUCUUAGACAGGUCAAUCAAAAGGAACGCGAGCGCAUUCUGGCAAGACAAAAAAUGCUCGAGGAAGGUGCAAUGAUACGGGAGGAAGCUGAGAUAAGAAAGAAGAAAUUGCGUGAGGCCAUGGAGCGUAAAUGUCGAGAAAUGAGUGACAAUAAGGUUCCAAAAAUAUAUAUAGAUGAGGUUAGGCGCAUGAUGGAGGAGAUUCAAUAAUGUUCACGUAAGGAUAUACAAAGGGAUGGCUCGAAUUCGGUUUAAAAACUUUAUUGAAAUUCUUUAUUAUAUAAAUAACCGCAGGUAGGUAUCGCUAUGCGAAAAUAAGAG